CUCUGAAAAUAGGGGAAAAAAAUUGAUACAGUACCUUCUAGAGUGUGCUUUAAAUAGCUCCGCCCUCUUCUCGGAACUCCUCUUUCUCCCCUCUGGACUGCGUGCUGAAGCUCUGAGCACACAGAAUCAGAAUAGUGCAAAUCAGAAUCUAAUGGCUUUGCCCAACCAACAGACUGUUGAUUACCCGAGCUUCAAGCUCGUCAUCGUUGGCGAUGGUGGAACUGGGAAGACGACAUUUGUGAAGAGGCAUCUCACCGGAGAAUUUGAGAAGAAGUAUGAACCAACCAUUGGUGUGGAAGUUCACCCUCUGGACUUCUUCACAAACUGUGGGAAGAUCCGAUUUUAUUGCUGGGAUACUGCAGGGGAAGGAAAAUUCGGUGGUCUGAGAGAUGGUUACUAGUAAGUGUUUGCGACGUAGCUAGCAAUCGGUUCUUAGUUACAAUAUUGAACCCUGCCUAUUCUGGUAUCUAUGUAUGUUUUUCAUUUGGAUUUUAUGGGGUUGCAUACUGUGUGGGAAAGUUUGAUUCAAUGCUUUGUCACAUAUUGGUCAAAAUAUCUUGAGAAUUUUGCCCCUUUUCAAGCCUUGGUUGGCGUA
Rhododendron vialii is the source of this 595-nucleotide messenger RNA. Its product is annotated as GTP-binding nuclear protein Ran-B1-like. NCBI's taxonomy places the organism in Eukaryota, Viridiplantae, Streptophyta, Magnoliopsida, Ericales, Ericaceae. Gene Ontology annotation, cellular component: cytoplasm; nucleus. The transcript is spliced from 4 exons. Gene Ontology annotation, biological process: ribosomal subunit export from nucleus; protein import into nucleus. Bases 152 to 400 code for a protein of 82 amino acids. The record is from RefSeq and is a predicted model, not a curated record. Gene Ontology annotation, molecular function: GTPase activity; GTP binding.